CAGGGGCAGACCAUCUUGCUCAGCAGUUGAGAAUUGCCGGCGACCGGGUAACCAGUGAAACCUUAAGGUUUCAACUGAAUUCAAUAAGGAUACCCGAUUAUUUCUGAUUUCAGACACCGCCAGUAGGAUAUAUCAAAAAUGGUGGUGGUAACAGCAGGGACUGGAGUGUCCCACAAAGUGCUCCUGAUCUCGGGAAAACAGACCGGCUCACAGGCAGGCUUCAACCGGCCCAUCUCUGUCGUUUUACCGUCAUCUCCUAGCCCGGCGUCUUCGGAUUCAGAGUCCAACUCCUCUGCGGGGCCGCCCAUACGAAAAAGACAGAGGCUCACACACUUGAGUCCGGAGGAGAAAGCACUUCGCAGGAAACUCAAGAACAGAGUCGCAGCUCAGACAGCCAGAGACAGAAAAAAGGCCAAAAUGGGGGAGUUGGAACAGCAAGUCCUAGAGAUGGAGCUGGAGAAUCAGAAACUUCACAUCGAGAACAGGCUACUUCGGGAAAAAUCGAACGGCCUGCUGACAGAAAAUGAGGAACUGAGACAGAGACUUGGGUUGGACACCCUCGACUCAAAAGAGAAGGUUCAGGUUUUGUUGUCCACCGGGAACGACGCAGGUUUGGGGAUCGGGUCUUCUGAGUCCGCAGCACUCAGGCUACGUGUGUCCGCAGCAGGUGCAGGCCCAGCAGUCCCUAAAUCUGAAGACUUCUCAAUGGAUACAGAUGGUUCUGACUCUUCAGACAAUGAGUCUGAUUUGCUCCUGGGCAUUCUGGACAUCCUUGACCCAGAGCUGUUCCUCAAAUCUUGUGAACAGGAGUGCCAGGAGCCGCAGGUGCUGCUGGUCGGAGGGGGGAACCCAGUACCUUCCGCCACACCUGCGACUCUGGGGGCCCCAUCAGUUAAGCUGGAGGCCCUUAAUGAACUGAUCCACUUUGACCACAUCUACACGAAGCCCGUGGAGGAGGUGAGUAGCGGGCAGUGCAACGACCCGGAGAGCGUCACAGAAGAGAAAAUCGACGAGGCGGCCUUCUCCGUUACCGACGUGGUAGUGGUCGAGGAGGAGAUAGUCUGCGUCAAAGACGAGCCGGAGGAAGUGGUCAUCCCCAGCUGUGACAGUCACAGUCAGGUGGAUGACUUUUUCUCUGAAACCACCUCACCUGCCCUCAGCGGCCUGGAUAAGGAAGCCUGCCUUGCGGAUACCUACAGCGACUCCGGAUACGAAGGGUCCCCUUCCCCUUUCAGCGACAUGUCCCCUUCCCUGUGCUCCGAGAGCACCUGGGACGACAUGUUCGCUAAUGAACUCUUCCCCCAGCUUAUCAGUGUCUGAAUCAACCAUCUAGCCCAAUAAGUUAUAUUAUAUAUAUAUAUACACACACACACACACACACACACACACACACACACACACACACACACACACACACACACACA
This is a messenger RNA of Cottoperca gobio, 1424 nucleotides long. RefSeq names its product X-box binding protein 1 (gene xbp1). Gene Ontology annotation, molecular function: DNA-binding transcription factor activity, RNA polymerase II-specific; RNA polymerase II transcription regulatory region sequence-specific DNA binding. NCBI's taxonomy places the organism in Eukaryota, Metazoa, Chordata, Actinopteri, Perciformes, Bovichtidae. Gene Ontology annotation, biological process: regulation of DNA-templated transcription. The record is from RefSeq and is a predicted model, not a curated record. Gene Ontology annotation, cellular component: nucleus.